Molecule: messenger RNA, 1845 nt
Organism: Phalaenopsis equestris
Lineage: Eukaryota; Viridiplantae; Streptophyta; Magnoliopsida; Asparagales; Orchidaceae
Product: protein ALP1-like
Exons: 2
Coding region: 332-1498 (388 amino acids)
Source: RefSeq, a predicted model, not a curated record
UGUUUUGAUGCAUAGUUGCCCUUAGAAAAGAGAGAGGAGAACCCAAGCUCAGGCAUUUGAAUCAUUACCAUCGUCCCAUGGUCUCUUCUCGGCUCUCGUCUCGACCCUGUCUGCAUGAUUCAUGUUAUGAACAUUGCAUUCUCAUCUCUCCUCCCUCUCUCUCUCUCUGUUGCAUGUUUUGUAGUAACAAACUUCUCACUACCCACUCUCUCUAUCCAUCUUCAUCCCUGCCUUUGUUUUUGACUUGUCUGAUCUCAUGUCCUCAUCAGUCAUGAAAGAUUUCAUCUUGCUUUGAUUAGUUCAUCUUGACUCUCUUUGUUCUUCCUCGGCCAUGGGGCCCGUUAGAGGUUUCAAGAAGAGGAGGAGGGCCGAGAAGAAGGUUGAAGCUACGGCGCCGACGGCUGUAGGCGAGUAUUCACGCGAUUGGUGGGACGACUUCUCGAGAAGAAUUACAGGAUCACUGUCUUUAUCCAAAGAGGUAGGCAGGUUCGAGUCCAUCUUCAAAAUCUCAAGAAAGACCUUCAACUACAUCUGUUCUUUAGUCAGGGACGAUCUAACGGCAAAGACAUCGAAUGCAGUCUUUGCAAAUGGUCAGGUCAUGUCCAUUGAAGAUCAAGUGGCUAUCGCUCUGCGAAGACUGAGCUCCGGCGAUUCCCUUCUGAGCAUCGGCCUCUCCUUUGGUCUCAACCAUUCAACUGUCGCCCAGGUGACCUGGCGAUUCAUCGAGACCAUGGAAGAGAGGGGUAUUCAACAUCUCCAAUGGCCAAAUUCUGAACAAGAAAUCAAGUCAAUCAAAUACAAGUUUGAGAGAGUCCGGGGUCUGCCAAACUGCUGCGGAGCCAUCGACACCACCCACAUCAUGAUGUGCCUGCCUUCCGCAGAUUCUUCCAACAAGGUAUGGCUUGAUCCUGAGAAGAACCAUAGCAUGCUACUCCAAGCUGUUGUCGACCCCGAAAUGAGAUUCAGGGACAUUGUUACUGGAUGGCCGGGAAGCAUGAAUGAAUUUGCCAUCCUUCAUGACUCCGGCUUCUUCAAGCUCUGCGAAAAGGGGUUGAGAUUGAACGGAAAAACGGAGCUCAAAGAGGGAUCUGAAAUCCGGGAAUAUAUAAUUGGAGACUCAGCUUUCCCGCUCCUUCAUUGGCUUCUCACACCUUAUCAAGGAAAAGAAUUAUGUGCUUCAAUGGUGGAGUUCAAUAAGAGGCACUCUGCCACUCGAAUUGUGGCGCAGAGGGCAUUGGCGAGGUUUAAAGAUAUGUGGAGGAUAAUUCAGGGGGAGAUGUGGAGACCAGAUAAGCAUAAAUUGCCAAGGAUAAUUCUUGUUUGCUGUAUUCUGCAUAAUAUUGUUAUUGAUUUGGAAGAUGAAGUGAGGGAUGAGAUGGUGCUGUCUCACCACCAUGAUUCUAAUUAUAAGCAGCAGGUGUGCAGCUUUGCUGAUAAGGAUGGAGUUUCUGCAAGGGAUAGGUUGUCUCGUUAUUUGUCUGGAAGGUUUCCUCCAUGAACUGAGCCUUAAUGUUGAUUGUUCUUCUUCUUCAUUUUUUUUUCUACCAUACAAUUUACGAACUAUGGUUAUCUUCUGAACUAAUCUUUUUUUUCUCUUUAUGCUAAAGAGGUACUUCUUGCUGGCAAACACCAGCUGAUUUUUUUUUUUUUAAAUCUUCAAUUGUAUUUGAAGAUCUUUUUAAAAAGCAUUAAUCUUUGAUCAAAUCUGACAUCUGAGUUUCUCCUUCUCUGAUGGGUAAUUUCAGCUCCGUUUCGCUUCAUGAUUUACAUCACACAAUAUGAAAUGAUGAACUAUGCUCUACCUGAAGAUUUAUGUGUCCUGUUGGACAUAUAAGUGGAAAUUAU